This is a messenger RNA of Cannabis sativa, 645 nucleotides long. RefSeq lists its product as uncharacterized. Lineage: Eukaryota; Viridiplantae; Streptophyta; Magnoliopsida; Rosales; Cannabaceae. The transcript has a single exon. The record is from RefSeq and is a predicted model, not a curated record. Bases 1 to 645 code for a protein of 214 amino acids.
AUGGAGAUGGAAGGUUACAAGUUCACAUGGGAAAGAGGAAAAGGUACUGAAAAUUGGGUCGAGAUCAAGCUUGACCGAGCCCUUGUCACUCCAAGUUGGCUAGACAAAUUUCCCAAUGCAAAGCUCACCAAUCUUGAGGUUUCAACCUCAGAUCAUUGUCUAAUUCUUCUUACCCCUGUCGUACAAACUCAACAAGCAACUACCCGUAGCUUCAAGUUUGAAAAUGCCUGGCUCCGAGAGCCAAUGUGUAGGAAGCUAGUUGAAGACAUAUGGCUGUUGCACCACGAUUCACCUUUAGCAGUAAAGAUUGAAAAGUGCUCUGAAGUAUUGGCUGAAUGGGGAAAAGAGAUUACUGGUAGCUUCAAGACCAGAAUUUCUAAGUGUGAAAAAAGAAUAAAGCUUCUUAAAGGCAGGCGUGAUGCGGAUUCAGCAAAGAGAUAUCAAGAGGAGAAUGAAAGACUUGCUAAGAUGUUAACUCAAAAGGAGAUAUUCUGGAGACAGAGAUCAAAACAGUUGUGGCUAAAGGAAGGAGAUCAUAAUUCCAAAUAUUUCCAUGCUGCUGCCAAAACAAGAAAACGCAAUAAUCAGAUCAACAACCUUCGUGAUGAUUCAGGUUCAAUUGUUUGGUGGGAUAAUGGUCUUUAA